CCAACACAACUCUCACCAUCAACAUCAAUCAUGCCUCAAACCGCCGACAACCUCCUCAGCGACCCUGAGAUCGCCAAUGCCUACGAAGACGUACGAUCCGACAAAUCAGCCACAACAUGGAUGGUGCUCAAAUAUAUCUCGGGCACCUCCGAUGCGUUGAAGUUGGAUUCCACUGGUGAAGGCGAUAUUGCGGAGAUGGUGGAGCAUUUGGGAGACGACGAGGCUGCAUAUGCGUUUGUGAGAAUGCAGGUUGGGAACGAUGAACUCUCGACGAGAAUAAAAUUUGUGUUUGUCUCUUGGUGUGUCAUGCGCAGAGCAAAGAUGACUACUCAAAUUGGUCAAGUCAAGCAGGUCCUGCGAAGCUACGCCAUCGAGAUUCAAACCGACAGCAAGACCGAUCUCAAGGAGUCAGAAGUCACCAUGAAACUGAGAAAGGCUAUGGGCGCAAACUACGACCGUCAAGCAUCAGGGUACUAA
Molecule: messenger RNA, 477 nt
Organism: Aureobasidium uvarum
Lineage: Eukaryota; Fungi; Ascomycota; Dothideomycetes; Dothideales; Saccotheciaceae
Source: the annotation of a GenBank genome assembly